This is a messenger RNA of Sinocyclocheilus grahami, 2231 nucleotides long. Its product is annotated as proline dehydrogenase 1, mitochondrial-like. Lineage: Eukaryota; Metazoa; Chordata; Actinopteri; Cypriniformes; Cyprinidae. Bases 97 to 1947 code for a protein of 616 amino acids. Gene Ontology annotation, cellular component: mitochondrion. The transcript is spliced from 13 exons. The record is from RefSeq and is a predicted model, not a curated record. Gene Ontology annotation, molecular function: proline dehydrogenase activity; FAD binding.
UUGAAUAUGGGCGGGACCCCACAGGUUGCAUUAAAUAUAAUAACAGGGUGAAGGAGAUUUCUUUGUAUCUGUGGUCUGUACAGAAGUCUUGAACUGAUGUCUCUCCGCAAAACUCUCCCUGCCUUUGGGCGCGCGACUCUUGACAGGAGUUUGGUGAUCUCCACUCGCCAUCAUCGGAGUGUGCAAGCCUUACAUCCAACCAAAACAAACACAGAAGACGAGUCCGUGGACAGCAGAGAGCAUGCACCUUACAGUAACAAGAUCUCCAUUGACUUUGAACAGACCAAAGGAGCCUACAAGAGCAAAGACACUCUUGAGUUGCUUAGAAGCUUGGUGGUUUUCAAACUGUGCUCCUAUGACAUCCUGGUUGAUAAGAAUAAAGAGAUAAUGGACCUCAGCAGAAAGUUGUUGGGACAGAAUAUGUUUGAGCAGUUUAUGAAGAUGACAUUCUACGGUCAGUUUGUGGCGGGAGAGGACCAUCAGUCCAUCAGGCCUGUAGUGCAGAAGAACCAAGCGUAUGGAGUCGGGGCUGUGCUGGAUUAUAGUGUAGAAGAGGAUCUCUCACAGGAAGAGGCUGAGAGGAAAGAGAUGGAAUCUUGCAUGUCUUCAUCAGAGAAAGAAAGCCCUGGAGCUGACCACCGGGAGAAGAAGUUCACAGCCCAUCGGAAGUUUGGCGAUCGUCGUGAAGGCGUGACAAGCGCUCGUACUUAUUUCUAUGCCGAUGAGGCGAAAUGCGACCAACACAUGGAGACUUUCCUGAAAUGCAUCAAAGCCUCGGGUAACAGACCAUCUAUUAAACUGCAGGCUGAGGCAUUAACUGAGCACUUUAAGUCUGGAAGGGCUCGAGUCCGUCCGCUAAUGACCCCAUCAACAUCUCAACAUUCCUUCCUGUUGGAACAUUACAGACGUCAAAACAUUGUCUCCAUUGAGCCGCCCCAUGCAGCGUAUCCACGGCUCUGGGGGUGGAUGGGAAAGAGUGGAGGCGUUGGUGUGAGUGCUGUUCGAAAGAUGUGGAGAUCACAGGAGCUCAAUCUAAGCAAAUCACUGCCCCGUGUGGCUGUAUCUUGCAUGUCUUCAUCAGAGAAAGAAAGCCCUGGAGCUGACCACCGGGAGAAGAAGUUCACAGCCCAUCGGAAGUUUGGCGAUCGUCGUGAAGGCGUGACAAGCGCUCGUACUUAUUUCUAUGCCGAUGAGGCGAAAUGCGACCAACACAUGGAGACUUUCCUGAAAUGCAUCAAAGCCUCGGGAGUAGUUCACCCAAAAAUGGCUGCCAAGCAGGGAAAAGACGGCGUGGAUGUACUGGAGCAGAAACUGGAUCUAGAGCAAUUGCAGACAUGUCUAGCUAGACUGGGAGCUCAAGGCAACAUUCAGAGCUGCUUCACUGAAGGACGACUGCACUCAUCAGGCAUGGUGGACAUGCUGGACUGGAACCGUCUGAUCGACGAGAGAACGAAGAUAUCUGAUCUACUGGUUGUCCCGAACCUGCAGACUGGUGAGUUGGAGCCUCUUCUGUCCAAGUUCAUGGAGGAAGAGGAAAGGCAGAUGAAAAGGAUGCUUCAGCGACUGGACGUCUUGGCUAAGCAUGCGGUGGAAAAUGGCGUCAGGCUGAUGGUGGAUGCCGAACAGACGUAUUUCCAACCUGCCAUCAGCAGACUCACUGUGGAAAUGAAGAGAAUCUUCAACAGAGACAAAGCUGUCGUGUUCAACACCUAUCAGUGCUACCUCAAAGAGGCAUUUGAUAACGUGUCCAUGGAUGUGGAGCUAUCAAGGAGGGAGGGCUGGUGUUUCGGUGCCAAGUUGGUAAGGGGGGCUUACAUGUACCAGGAGAGAAGCCGAGCUGCGGAGAUUGGAUACGAUGACCCCAUCAACCCCGACUAUGAAUCCACUAACAGAAUGUACCACAGGCAAAAAAUGUUCCAAAUUCUUCCUUGCAAAUUUCACGCUUGAAGUCUGUUCCAAAACCUAGUGAGCGGCCUUGUUGUCUACAAAGGCUGCUACUUUCUAAACUCUUACUAACUGAAAUGGAGCCUCAUAAGUGACUCAUCUGACAGCUCUUCUUGGGCAGCAGCUCCAUUAACGGUCACUCACCCACGCAAAACAAAUAGAGCUAAUCGCAAAAAACACACACGAGACUCCACUAACCCUCACAGCUGAUUCCAAUAGAGUCUAAUGCAGUGUGGCCAUGGACCACUUUUCAACUCCCAUCCCCAUCGUCUGAUAUCGUUUCUUAU